This is a messenger RNA of Prorocentrum cordatum, 1002 nucleotides long. NCBI's taxonomy places the organism in Eukaryota, Dinophyceae, Prorocentrales, Prorocentraceae. The record is from the annotation of a GenBank genome assembly.
AAACAGUGCUGUCGGGCGCCUUCGGCUUAAACUCGGUGGGGCCAAACGCUGUGCGGUGAGCAUCCAUAGCCAUUUUGGCCCAGGCCAUUUUUGGAUCAAGCCGUCUCGGCUGAAGCAAGAGUUCGGUCCACCCGGUGCCCGCUAGGUGCCAGUCCAUGGCGAAACAGUCCAAGGAGUCCAUCAUGACCGUCGGGAAAGACGGGCUCGACGUAGAUGCCUUCCAGAAGCAGAUCUCGGACAAGACUUGCAAGAAGCUUCACAUCGUGGACGUCUACACCGCCUGGUGUGGCCCGUGCCUCUCCAUAGUGCCGACGUUGAACAAUCUUCAGGUGAGCGUGGAUUUCUUUUCCGACAGGUGCACGAUCACGCAGGUGGAUCGAACCUUAGUUUCUGAGUUUGCGGAGCGUUUUGCUUCGACCAGCAAGCCUUGUUUCUUGUUCUAUAGGGGUGGACAGGAAGUGAAUCUCGUGGAGGGUGUAAAGAUGCCAGAGAUUCUCAAGUUCAUCCAUCGGAACCUUCCCGAGGUGGAGUCCGAAGACUGACAACGAUUCGGAUUCUGUUGUACCAGCGGUGAUUAUGCAAGGCAAUGCCAAACGGUAUUACCUAAUCAGCGAGCUCGCAGGGCCCUCUCGUGCAAUUAAUAUUGUCGUGCUGUGCCAUUUGACUGCUUACUGUUUCUUGCUUUCGAGAGGGCAUAAUAAUCUUAGCCACGUGUUCUGCGGUCGCGAAGGUCCUUUUUGACAUUCCGACGCUUGUGCGUCUUCAGUGUUUUCUUCAUUGCGCGAUUGCAAACAAAACAGCGGUCCAGCGAACACGCCGUCCGAUGGGCAGAAUGUGUUCGAGGACGGAUGGCCCCGCUCGGCCGGGGAGUGUACAUGCUCGCGGGCCGACGCGAGCUUGAAGAUUGCCUCCUCGGCGACAGGACCGUCUGGUGAGGUCGGCCUGCGCGCGUCACCGAAGCGCGCGUGGUCCGACGGUCGCUAAAACGACGCGAAGAUCGGG